UUCGUUCCCUUGCGAACGCGAGUAGAUUUCUCUGCUGCCAAUCCUGCAUUUGCUGCCAAAUCACGCAAGGAGACCCGCUACCAGCGCCGAACCAUCAUCCGUGGUGACCUCCGAGGACGACAGCUACGGGGGAAAGCAGGUCAUCAACCUCACCCCUCAUCUAUACAAAUGUGUCUUAUCCAAUGUCCGCGAACAUCCGAUUCUUCGUGAACUGCGGGAAGAAUCAUCGACUAUGCCAGGAAGCCAGGUGCAGGUAUCUUCUGAUCAAGCCCAACUACUAGUGAAGUGAUUCUUGCACAAAUUCUUGGAGCACAAAGGCGUAUUCAAGUUGGUGUCUAUACAUGACGAAGUGGAUGAUGGCGGUCGUAACGAUGCGGAAGAAGUGGCGGCGGCGGCGGCCGUCGGAGUGGAGAAAGGCGGACGGGAGAUGUGCUGGGACGGGUGCGGACGGCCAGUGAGCGUGUGCGUGUGCGCCCAUCUCCCCGCUCAGCCGAUCCCUACCUCCACUACUAUCAUCGUCCUCCACCAUCCCCACGCCCUCCGCCGCAACCCUCUCUCCACCCUCCCCCUUCUCUCCCGCUCCCUCCUGCGAUGCGACGCCCUCCCUGGCCGCCGACUCCGCCUCGGCUCCCAUUCCCUCCUCGACUCCCUCUACCGGAACGCGACCGAUCGCCCCUCCGCUGUCUUCCUCUUACCCGGAGGCAGGGAUCUCUCCCUCUUUGCCACCGAGUCGGGGCCCCUGCCCUCCGUCCUCGUCGUGUUCGACGGCACGUGGAGGCAAGCAAAGGAGAUGGCGGCGGCGAGCGCGCCAUUCCUCGAGCGGUUUGCUGUUAGGGUUUCACUGGGCGGAUACGAUCCGGGGGUGGAGGGGCCGAGCACGUUCGAGUCCGAGCUGGUGCUGAGGAAGGAGCCAUUCCAGGGUUGUGUGAGCACAAUGGAGGCGGUGGCGAGGGCGUUGCGAGUGAUGGAGCCGAGUGGAAAGGGGGCGGAGGUGGAGGGCGCGCUGCUGUUGCUGCUGAGAGCCAUGGUGGGCUUCCAGGCGCGCCACCUGCAGCCGACGAAGCCCCGCGCCAAACUGAAGAAGAAAAAGGAAAUCAUGGCAGAAAUGGUGGCGACUGGGAAGACAAAUGAGAAGAAGGGAGCUGCCGAGGAACAAAAUCUAACGGAAUAAACCUUAUAAAUGAAAACCAAGAAGUUUUAUCAGCCUGUCAGAGCAACAUCUCAGCCAAUUGCAAAUAUAUAUCAUCAAGAAGAUCCAACAUCGUAUCUUCAUAUGAUUGUUGGUAGUGUGCCCUUUUAAACUGAAAAACAGUGUAUCGCAAUGAUAAAAAGAAAAAGUUUAUCUUAUCAGCCAUCUUGGAUUUAUAGUUUUCUUUGUUGGUGGUUUGAUUUAUUCGAACAAAGCUUCAUGACGGUGAAACACCUGUUGAUACUUUUUGUUCAAAA
Molecule: messenger RNA, 1446 nt
Organism: Zingiber officinale
Lineage: Eukaryota; Viridiplantae; Streptophyta; Magnoliopsida; Zingiberales; Zingiberaceae
Product: tRNA-uridine aminocarboxypropyltransferase 2-like
Exons: 5
Coding region: 428-1171 (247 amino acids)
Source: RefSeq, a predicted model, not a curated record